Cryptomeria japonica (Japanese cedar) is the source of this 441-nucleotide messenger RNA. RefSeq names its product glutaredoxin-C5-like. NCBI's taxonomy places the organism in Eukaryota, Viridiplantae, Streptophyta, Pinopsida, Cupressales, Cupressaceae. Bases 1 to 441 code for a protein of 146 amino acids. The record is from RefSeq and is a predicted model, not a curated record. The transcript has a single exon.
AUGCAAGGACUACAAUAUAGGUGGGGAGCAGCGGAGACAAAGUGCUGGGUAGUGCUGCAACUAAGAAAUCUGGCGAAGAGAUUUGAAAGCAGUGCCAAAGUGGUGGAGCAGCUGGUGGCGGAAAAUGCAGUGCUCAUCUUUAGUGUUACGUCAUGUUGCAUGUGUGAUGUCAUAAAGAGGUUGCUUUGUAGUUUGGGUGUUAAUUCAGUGGUUUGUGAGCUCAACGAGGUGGAGGAAGGGCUAAGUGGAGAUAUUUGUUGGGCUUUGGCUUCCAUGGUGGGCUGUGGUGGCGGUGGAGAAAAGAUGUUGGUGGUGGCAGUGGCUCUCCCCAUUGUUUUUGUCGGCAGGAAGUUUCUUGGGGGUCUCGAUCGGCAUAUGGUGGUGCAUAUUAGCAGAGAACUUGUGCCUAGGCUUAAGGAAACAGGGGCCUUGUGUCUCUGA